Ceutorhynchus assimilis (cabbage seed weevil) is the source of this 4136-nucleotide messenger RNA. NCBI's taxonomy places the organism in Eukaryota, Metazoa, Arthropoda, Insecta, Coleoptera, Curculionidae. The record is from the annotation of a GenBank genome assembly.
GUGACCAUAUUUGAAUCCUGCGAUGUAGAUAAAACGGAUUUGGUAAAAGUUUCCGAGCUGAUAAAUAUUAUAAGUCCUUAUUUCCCGGUGGAAACUUGGGGAGCUUUAAAUGAAAUUCAUCGCACUUUGGAUCCAGAACGCAAAAAUAUCUUCGUAAGUAGUAAAAGAUUCUAUGAAGUUAUGAGUCACUGGACUAGAAAAAUGAUGCUAGCAGCUGCCCAAGGAGAAGAGUUUGAUAAAUCCAAUAGUUUGGUAAAUGUAGAUCAUCAUGGGGAAGUACCGUUAAAACACUCUACUCCUAAAUCUUAUUCAAGAAACAAAGAAGUUAAAAAAAGUAAAGAUUCACUAAACAUGUCCAAUGUUUCCGGAUAUAGCUUGUCUACUAGUCAAUAUGAGCAACCAGAGGUAGACAACGAAGAAGAAAUAAAAAAACUUGAACAUCAUUUGCAAAAAAUGUUCAAUGAAUUGACUCAGACAAGGGAACAGUUGACUGUCAAUGAAGAGCUAAACGAAAUUUUGCAACAAGAUGUGCUGAAGCUGCAUCAAAAGUUAAAUGCUGAACAACAGAUCAAUGAAAAUCUUAGAAAAGAUAAGCUGGAUAAUGAGAAACUACGGGAAGAUCUGAUUGAGGCUGAGGCAAAUAUUGAAGCCUUAAAGAAAAAAGUGGCAAGGUUCCAGAAAAAUAUCUCUCACUAUGAGAAUCAGUUGGAACACACCGAAGAUGAGAAAGCAGAACUUGAAAGGAAGUUGAGAACGGUAACCAUGCAAAAAAAUAAUUGUUCACGAGAACUAGACCUUGUUAGGACUGAAUUGGAAACGAAAGAAUUUAUGUUGAAUGGAUUUUCAAACUCGUGUGAUAAACUGACGCAGAGACUUGUCGAACAGCAAAAACUUAUUGAUGAGUUACAGGAAGAAAAUGAAGCACUCGAUUACAAAAAAACAACUCUGGAGAAAGCCGCGCAAACCAAAUCCCAUUCCUGUUAUCAUAAUCUGGAUGAGCAACUUUUAAAUGAUUCUUCACCCUUCAAAACUUUGCAGGAAUGUUCAACUCUCUCACCUUUAAAUAAUUGUACACUUGACAGUUUUCACCAUUAUUCAACUCCCCCUCCUUUAGCUGCCUCUACACAACUCCAAAUAUUCCACCAGUACUCUACUUCUACGCUUUCCCACCUCGAAUCUAACUUAAAAAAUGCAAUACUCAUCUCCCAAACAAGUACUCCCAAUAAGGAUGCAGUCAUACUUCAUUUUUGUUUCAAUCUAAUUGGAUUGAAUAGUGAUGGUGAACCAGAAGCUGUUGAAGAAAAUAUUUACUUUGAAAUAAAGCCAGGUAACCCGAAUGAUCCGUCUGGAAAAUCUGCAAAUUUUGAAAUAACUCGGGUUCUCAAAAAGGAUCAAUCUGAGAUUGAUUUAACAAAAUUUGAAAACCAUACAUUUACGUUGCAAUUUCAAGCACCCUUACGUCAACAUCUCCUUCAUGUUUCCGAUAUUGAAUACCUCAAGAAACUCCAAGAAUAUGUUGUAGUAAACGCAACACUUGCCAAACAGUGUCAAUUUAGCAAAGCGAAAAUUGCAAAGCUAGAAGAGCUAUUGGACGAAAUAAAAAAUAAAUCACUGGACACAAUACAGAUCAGGGUGAAUCUCGAUAGAUUGCAGCUAGCAAAAUUGAAAGGCAGUCUGGGAAAAAACGUGGAACUACUUGUAACUUCCAUGGAAUUGGAUGGAAAAAUGUCGGAAGUAACCGAAGAAUGCAACAAGCAAGAAACCGAAUCACUUGUACAAAUUUGUGAAUCUGAAAACCAAGCUUUGGCAAAAGUUGAUUCUCGAUUCAAGGUGUCGUACACCAGGAACAAUAAUGUCCAAAGCGAAAUUGUGAUUUUUGACGGGACCAAGCCGAUCAUGGAGCUCAUUUUUGGCAAAAUGAAACAUGUUGAAAAUAACAAUAACGGAGAUAAUAUUAAUGUGAUGAUUGAAAAUGAUGUUCAAUCUAAGGACUCCUCAAUAAGGAAGUUGGAGAAUGAUGUAGAUAUCAAAACUAGUCCAAGUAAACAAAUUAAAACUUUAGAAGAAACACUUCACAAACAAAUAUCGAUGUACAAUGAGUUAAAUGAAAAUUAUGAAACUCUAUUGAAAUCGCAGGAAGAAUUGACAAUUGAGUAUAAUAAUCUGAAAUUAAAUAAUGAAAAAAUCUCUGAAGAUCUACACCAAGCCAUAGAAGCACAUGCACAGAAAGAUUUGCUAAUGAGCCAAAUGAAGAGAAUGUUAGAAGAAGCCCAGGAGGAAACCACUAAAUUGAAUAAAGAGCUAGCAGAAACCAAAGAAAAUAUAGGAACAUUAACAAAAGACGAAAUAGGUACUAUUCAAGAGUUAGGAAAUAAGAAUAUGAAACUGGCACAAACAAACAAAGAAGUUGAUCAAGUCAACGAUGUCGUUAACAUCGAUUUUCUCCAACUUGAAAAAGAGAAGGCAUUAACUAAGAAUUUUGAGGAUCUUCAGCAGAAAUAUACAUUAUCUCAGUUGAAAUUUAAGAACCAGUCUGAAGAAUUGACAAAUUUGCAGAAAUUAUAUGUGGAAGUCCAAACUGAGAAUAACUCAAAUAAACAAGAGAUAGAAAAUUUAAAACUUAAGUUACUCAAACUUGACCGGUCUCGUAGCUUGGAAAAAUCGAUGUCCCCAAAUAAAAAAUCUUCAAUAAAAAGCAAAAGUUAUUGCCAGCUGGAAAAUUUGAUCAUUAGAUUAGAAGAAAAUCUGGAACGUUUAAAUGAUAAAUACAGAACGGAAAAAACUAAAAAUCAACAACUGGAAAGUCGUCUAUUAUCAAUGAAUGAAUCAAAUGAAAACCUUGAGAAGAUUGAACAAUUGAUUAUUGAAAAACAGAAAUUUUAUGAUGAAUUGGAUAUGGCAGUCACAGAAAAAACAGCGUCUUUUAAUAAGCUACAUGGUUUUCAAGAUGAUCUGAACCAGAGCUGUGGAGAAACUAUGGGCAAAUUGACAAAAUCAAACAGAGCAGACAGACCGGAAUUUUCAUCAACUGGCAUUGAAGAUAUUAAUUUGCCCUCAAAAGAGAAUUUAAGUAUUGAAUCUGAUUCCUGUUGUAAAGUGCCUUCUUUGGACGUUAAUUGUUUGACCAGCGAUCUCUUACGAGAAUUUUCUUUGGAUAGUAGAUUUUCUGGAAGAAACUUGACCCAGGAGGAAGAGAAGAAAAUGACAGAUUUAUUAUCGCACCUGGUCGAUAACUCAAAUACGGUUGAAAAACAAUUAGAGCUUCUUUCUGGAAAAUAUCACUGUCAAUACAAACACAUGUUGACGUUGGUUAGAGAUGUUUCAAACUAUCUAACGCAUCAAAAUACUGAAAAUGCUGAAACCAUAGUGCCGGCCUAUGAUUUAUUGAAAGAAAUUGAGAUACAGUUGGAAGAACUAGUUCAGAAUGCUAGUCAAGUUGGUGCGUUGAUUUGCGAAAAUCAGGAACUACCUAUUCUGGUUUGGGCUAUGAAUUACAUCUCGGCGCUUAAGAGGCCAAGAAAAUGCGAGUGGGUACCAAAGAAAACCAAAGACGAAUACAUUCCAAAGAAAAGAAGUAAGUUUUGCCGCUGUAUCACAACAUUCAGUAUCACACUCUUUGCUAUGGCCAUAGCUCUAAGCAUAAUGCUUGGCAUAAACUAUCAUUGUCGGGAGUCAGUCCCAGAAAGUAUAAGCUGCCCUCUGGAUGGAAUUUUUGACCAUGUGUUUAAUGGGAAGCUACCAAUGUAAAUAUUGAUAUUUCUGAGAGAAAUAUUUUACUUACGUUUUAGAGUAGGUACCUAUUUUAGUAUUUUUUUAGUCAGUAACUCAAUCGCGGCUGUGUUUUUGUUUGUUUUUACUGUAUAAGUGCUGCUAAGAGUUUGGCUGUUAUUUGUAGCAUGUUAGAAUGUCAUUAGUUUUAUUUUGUUUCUUUGUAUUGAUAAUGUUCAAGUUUGUUCACUUAUAGGAAUGAAGAAAGUUUAUAUCUGUAUUUUGUAUCUUAAAUGUUCCUUUUCAUAAUAAAAAACUAGUUUUAUUUCAAAAACAAAAAAAAAUCACCUGUAUUGCUCCUAAUUAUUGUUUUAAAAUAAUAUAGACGAGUAUUGAGUGCAAAAUCAAUAAAAACAUAGAUAAUCUUA